GCCGUCGGAUCCUGGGAACUCGCAGAAUGAGCAGCAGCCAGAGUGCUUGUGGCCUGGACACGGACAUCGUGUGGAUGGACCUGGAAAUGACCGGUCUGGACAUCGAAAAGGACAAAAUCCUGGAGGUGUCCUGCAUCAUAACGGACAAGGAUCUGAACGUAAAGUCCGAGGGACCCUGCUUCGCCAUCAACCAUCCGCAGGAGGUGUACGACACGAUGAACGAGUGGUGCAUGAAGCACCACUACGAAUCUGGUUUAGUGGAUCGCUGCCAGAGAUCGGAUAUAAAGCCAGAUCAAGCCUCCGAUCUGCUGCUAACCUAUCUCAAGGAGAACAUCCCAAGGCGCGUCUGCCCACUCGCCGGAAACUCCGUCUACAUGGACCGACUGUUCAUCAGGAGAUUCAUGCCGUCGGUGGACGAGUAUUUGCAUUACCGCAUCGUGGAUGUGUCCACCAUCAAGGAACUGGCCAGGCGGUGGCGCCCCGAGUUGGCAAAGGCCGCCCCCAAGAAGUCCUUCGCCCAUCGCAGCCUGGACGACAUCCUCGAGAGCAUCAGCGAACUCAAGUACUACAAAGCGAACUUCUUCAAGUAAAUUGUGGGAAAAGU
Messenger RNA from Drosophila takahashii, 604 nucleotides. Its product is annotated as probable oligoribonuclease. The record is from RefSeq and is a predicted model, not a curated record. Gene Ontology annotation, cellular component: mitochondrion. Lineage: Eukaryota; Metazoa; Arthropoda; Insecta; Diptera; Drosophilidae. Gene Ontology annotation, molecular function: nucleic acid binding; 3'-5'-RNA exonuclease activity.